Molecule: messenger RNA, 5653 nt
Organism: Danaus plexippus (monarch butterfly)
Lineage: Eukaryota; Metazoa; Arthropoda; Insecta; Lepidoptera; Nymphalidae
Product: sperm flagellar protein 2-like
Exons: 2
Coding region: 52-5403 (1783 amino acids)
Molecular function (GO): protein binding
Source: RefSeq, a predicted model, not a curated record
GUCAAACAGUUUUACAAUAGUUUUAUUUAAUUAUUACAUAUUAUCACAAUUAUGGCAGAGAUUUUAAAGGAGUGGCUGUCAAAAAGAUUACAACGUCCUAUAAAAUGGGAAGCUGAAGAAUUUGGGGACAUCAUGAAGAAUGGAUAUAUAAUAUCCUGUGUACUGAGAAGUUACUAUGUUAUCGACGACGAGAAACAUUACCUGAUGAGAUCUAGUAAUUUAAAGGAAGAUAUAACAAGCAAUUGGAAACUUUUGAGGGAAUGGUUACGAGGUAUUGAAAUAAAUUUGAGUGACACAGAUUUAACGAAUAUUAUGAAUGGAAAAGGUUCUGCACUACUUCGUUUAUUCUAUCAACUGUUCCUUCAUUUGGAUAAACGAGAUAGGAUAAAUUUUAUCAAAGAAGAAAGGAAAAAAGCAUCUGCCUUAGUAGAAAAGUUGGAUCAUCGAUUCACAGUCAAUAAAGUGGAUGAAGAGCGGCCAUCAGUUGUUGAUGACCUUUCGAAACCGCUUCUAGAUCAAAGACAAUUUAUUGACUGGCAGAGAAAGAAGGCCAAGGAAGUACAAGAAAUUUACGAUUUUAUAAGACACAAAUACUCCAAGAUGCUUUCAAGAAUAGAUGAAUCUAAAACUCCCUUUCAGAACCCCCCAGUUAAGCCGAAAAAAAAACCGAAUAAAGACAAAAAGGAAAUGGAUAAAUUUGAAAAAAGAUAUCCUUGUGAAUUUCAUAACUACACUUAUGAGGAAUUAUUAAACUUAGAAGAAAAGGCACUUGAAAAAAAAAAUUCACUUAUAGAUACAGAAUGGGCUAAAAACUAUAUGGACAACUUAUUUACGCGAAUGCAUAACAAAUCGGAUUCAGAAGAGUUCCAGAAGCAAUUGAGAAACGUUUUGAGCGGCUCAUUAUGGGACCUUUCAGUUGCUGAAGAAGAAUCAAAAUUAGAUACCGAUCUUGCAAAAACAGUUAUGAAACUGUCACAAUUUGAAAAGCAAAUGUGUACUCAAAUAAUGGAGACUAAACAACAGGCCCGAAACUUAGUAAAAAAUAGAAUUUUAGGUGAAGUCGAAUUCGCUGAUCAAAGAACACAACAAUUUAACCAGUUUCUAGAUAACGUUAAAGAAGAAAUUAAUUUGGGUGUAGCUGAAAUAGAUUUUGAAAAACGGAGGCAAGAUAUGUUACAUCAAAGACUAUAUGCUGAGAAAAUGAAAAGGAAAAGGCAACAUUACUAUGACAUAUGUUACGAUACUAUGCUGUCCAUUGUAGAUUAUGCUACGAAGUACGCUUACUUUAAAAAACUAUUAGGAGAUGAAAUACCGGAUCAUUUUAUUCACGAGUGGAAAAUUCUGUAUUUCAAGAAACAACCUAUCUUCGAUUUGCUUAGUCCCAUGGAAGAAAUUUUAAAAGAUGUAGAAUUUGAAGCAGAGAAAACUCCUGAUGAGGAAGAAAUAAUACGUUUAGAGUUAGAUAGACAAGAGGCUUUAAAUGAAGAGGAAUUUAUCGAAUAUCACAAUUACUUACCACCAUGGAAAUUAGAAUUGUUAAUACCAAACUAUGAUAGUGAAUGUGAAGAUAGAAAAUAUGAAUAUUUGGGGUCAAGGAUUCUAGGACAUUUAAUCUAUACUUUACUCGAAAUAAAGUACCCUUAUCCACCACAAAGACCACCAGCUGAGUUACCAAAUUUUUUUGCAAAAGCCAUUUUACGGGGGCUCCCUGAUAGAUCUAUAACAGUUGCUAUGCAGAUAUUAUUAAAUACUCAAAAAAUACACGUAGUUCGAUUGGAAUCGGCUAUAAACUUCUGUUUAAGAAAGUUCAAAGUUGAGAUGAUUGGUUGCACUGACAUAGAACUGUCAUUUGAUAAAUUUAUCGCCGCUGCUCAGGAGGAAGAGACAAGGGAAUUGAUAAAAUUGGUGAAAACUGAAGAUGAAAUCAUAUGCAAAAGUAGCGAAACCAACUCUUUAUUAUUGCUAGGACCUACACCAGCCAAUACGAAGCAGACCCAAACACCAAAAACUAUACCAGAAGAAGACAUAACUUUGUCAACUGCAGCAGAACUUGGUAGAUAUGCGUACGAAUCAUUAAAUUUUGGCGAUACACUUACAGAUCACUUACUUUCAGCCAUGAUUGUUGAGUACAUAAAAGAUCAAGAGGAUAUUAAUGGAUUUGUUAUAAUAAAUUAUCCAAAUUCUUAUCGUGAAGCACAAAUUUUAGAGGAAACUUUUUCUGGUCGUCCACCACCAGAUGAAGGUGAAUUAGACGACAGAGAUGAUAUUUAUCUGGAAGAAAGUAUUAGUAAACAUAGGAAAAAGGAGAAAGACCCCUUCAAAGAUAUUAGAAUUUCAAGACUAGUUAAUGAUCCUCACAAAAAAAGGCUUGACAACCCGUUUACUAGUUAUUUCACAUGUUAUCUUAAUUUGAAAGAAACAGAAAACAUCUUACAUGAAAUAUUUAUCUGGAAUUUGGCUGAAGAUAAUUCUGAGUUAAUAGAUAGAUUUUAUGCUGCUCUAGGUAUCAAUUACAGCAUGUAUUAUGAGGUGAUAGAAAAAGACCAGCUGGCUUUGAUAUGCAAAUAUAUAAUUGGAGAUUUUACUAUGCCUCUCAAGUCUUACGACAAUUUGUUUGGAGACAACGUUUUAAGCGUUUUAGAAUUUCCUACUUCAGAAGACAAAAGAACAAAAUCAAAAGUUGUGAAACCAGAAACAUCCAAUGGCAAAUCUAAAGAAAGAUUACGGCGAAGUUCUAAAUUAAGUAAAAUAUCUUUUACUAAUGAUUUGGAAGUAGUGAAAGCCCCAGAGUCUUUAGAGGAAGUUCAUGAUGAUAUAACACGUAUAGAAAUAAUCGAAGAAGAAGAAUUUCAAAGUAAAACAUCGUCAGGUGUCUUUAGUGUGGAAGAAAUCAAAUUGUUAGCGGGAGAAGAAGAUUGGGAUUAUGGUGAAUUACCUAUACCAGAAAUAAUAGGAGUGGCGUUAGCCACAUGUUGGGAAGUCAUAGAAAAGUCCUAUAUUAACGACAUAAAGCAAUUAUUAUUCGGAAAAAGAUUGCAAAUGAACUGUCUUGUUCCAUAUACAAGGUUCAUAAAGGAUAAAAUGGAACAAAUUAUAACGCUACCAUCAAAAAAACAAGAUUUAAUCAGCGAUUUCCAAAAAGAAUAUAAUGAUUUUGAAAACGAUUGGCGAGAUGUACAUUCAACUAAAAAUGAAUGGCAUUGCAGGAUUAAAGAUUUGCAACACCAUCUAUACCGUAUAUGUGACGAAAGAAAGUUACAUGCUGAACAACAACGAAAAUCACUUAUUUGUGAAAAUUGGGCUAUGGAGGAAUUGACCUCUAUGGUCAAUACCUACAUAUCUUGUAUGCAAGCUGAAUUAAACAGAUCUAUUUUAACGUAUCAAGCGUUGCAUGAUUUCUACUUCACAAUGAUAAAACGUUCUCCACCAAAUGACAGAUUGUCAUCUAAAGAAUUAACAAAACUUUUAAAGGAAAGCGACGAAAGCUCUGGAAACAGAAAAGGUGGUGAGGAUAAAGUGUUCAGACAACUUAAAUCUGCAUUCCUAGACUUGCAACUACGAAAUAUAGAAAUUGAUUAUACUAACAACCCCUUUAAUACUAUUAUUGACAAUAAUAUAAAAUUUGCUCUUAAAAUAAUUAAAGACACCAACGACAACUAUAGGUCCAUUAUAAGUCGUGAGUAUAGUGAAAUAGCUAAAAUUGUUCCAACUGCAAAGAAAAAGGAUGAAAGCACAUCUGAAGAUUCAAUACAUACUGAAAUGAAUUUUAAAGACAACGCUUUGAAGUGCAUUGAAGAAUGGACUAUGGGAAUAAAUGGGGAAAUGUUCAGAGCGGAUUUACGACUGCUCGCAAUACAGUAUAUGUGCUAUAAAGAUAUGAAAUUGUUUAAUGAUCAAGUUUAUAGAACCUUUACGGAAAUUCAAGAAUUUAUAAACAGCUACUACUUAAAUGAGAUAAAGUCAGUGGAUCGGCUAUGCAAAUAUUUACAAAUGGCAGUAGAAGACGGGAAAAAGGUUCCCGAAACGCUUAUUCUAGAACAAGACACUUUUAUAAUAGAUCCUAAUCUAAUUCAGUUUUCUGAGCCAGAACCAGAAAGAGAUACUGGAAUUUUAAAGGAAUUCGUUAAUGAAACAGAGUUUAAAGUUGCGCAGCUAGCAAGAUUACGAACUCAAUUCAAAAUUGUGGCUCCGAAGGGAAUAAUUUUAUUACAAGCUUUUAUAUAUUUGAUACAGGACUUUAUAUUCUUCGGAAAAGAAUCAUGUGAAGGUCCCAUUUUUCCGGAUGCAUGGAAACAGGUGAAUCCAGAGCAAAUUCCAAAAUUAGUGUAUACCAUGUUUGGUGAUACAGUUUAUGUCGAUUGGCGGGAUUUUCUUAUUUACUGUCUUAACAUUAGAUUUCCUACAAUAGAUGAAUUAUUGAUACUGCGAAAAACCUUUCGUUGUAUUGAUCUUGAGUCAACAGAGACAAUUUCUAGGCAAGAUUUCGUAUCUGAGAAACUUUGGUUCGAAGACGAUUUUGAUUUGGAAGAUACUCAAGCUGUAUUGCGAAUCAACUUGAUCAAACAUUUCGUAUUUGAGCUUUAUGAAAUUGCUGAGGAUGUUAUGAAUUAUUCUGCUUUCCUGCUAGCACUUUGUAAAAGUUCAGAUCCUGUUGAGGGAUUUGCUAUGGCUUUAUCUAUGGCUGUUGGCAAAAAGGUUUGCUAUUUGAUGGAAGAAUGCCAUGAAGUUGUAUGUAAGCUGAUCAAGGAAAAGAAAUAUCGAGAUGAAUGCUACACCUGUGCUCUCAAAUGUACUAACCAAUUCUUGGAUAAGGUUAUUGCGAAUGUGAUUAGUACUUGUGAAGGUACCACUAUUAUAGAAUUAGAGUAUUCAGAACCACUACCGGAGACCGAUAAGAAAGGAAAAAAAGGUAAAGGUCAAAAAGCUAAAAAGAUUGAAAGCACUCUCAGUGCUAGGUUACCAAAACUGCAAAAAAGUGGCAUCAGUCGUAGUAAGAUCACGCAAUCUGCAAUUAACGUGAAAACUACUUUUAUUUGUCCGCCGUGUGAAGAAGACACUGAAAUAACUGAGGAGAAGCCUCCGGAGAAAGAAGAAGUGGAAGAAGAACAAAAAUAUGAACCACAAGUAGAUGUGAAUUUAGCUUAUACUAUUAGUCAAGCUGCUUUGUGGAACGUGUUAAAAAUAUGCCUGCCGUGGCAUUUUGAGUUAAUACCAGAAGUAAAAGUGACUCCAUAUCUUGAACAAGUGAAUGCAGUGAUAAAGGAAUUAGAAGUUUACACAGAUAAUAAAGAUAUAUAUGUAUGCAAGUUCGUAAAAGAUCCAAAUGUUUGCACCAUUAUACACAAAUCCAAAAAAUUUGAAGCUCUUAAUCUAGCGCAAGAAAUUAGGAAAAUCAUUAUGUAAAAAUAUUCAAUGAUAUCAUUUAUUUAAAGCUUCAUACAUUUUCUUAUAUAUAAUUUAAUAUAUUAUUGGAAUUAGAAACAUCUGUAUUGUUUGUUCGUCAUUCGAUUAUCUGGAUUUACGUCUGACAGAAUGUGCGUGAAAAGUUUUUCCUUUGUGAUGUUGACGAGUCUGAACUCAAUUGAAUUAAGCCCCUCAUUUUUGUAUCUUUUUUCGGCAGAAUAAAGCAUCAUUUUACUGAAAAUUAACAUAA